Sinocyclocheilus anshuiensis is the source of this 3224-nucleotide messenger RNA. RefSeq names its product cadherin-related family member 1-like. Gene Ontology annotation, molecular function: calcium ion binding. Lineage: Eukaryota; Metazoa; Chordata; Actinopteri; Cypriniformes; Cyprinidae. The coding region runs from base 105 to 2396 and encodes 763 amino acids. Gene Ontology annotation, cellular component: membrane; cell-cell junction. Gene Ontology annotation, biological process: homophilic cell-cell adhesion. The record is from RefSeq and is a predicted model, not a curated record. The transcript is spliced from 15 exons.
AUUACUGAAGCUGCGCUCAGACGUGUUUAAAGACGUCUUCAGACGAGCAGCAGCUGCAGCGCUCUUCAUAUGAUCCUUCAGUCUCUUUACACUUCUGCUGCAGGAUGAAGAGUAUGAGGAAAAAACAGACUUUAAUUCUUCUCAUCUCACUGUGCAUGUCUAUGGGGCAAUCUGACUUUGCACCGUAUUUCUAUGAUAAUGGAGCUGGAAGCAGCAACGGAAACCUGGGGUUAUUCAGCAUCUCUGAAGACACAUCUGUUGGGACUCAUGUUUACACACUGAACGGCUCUGACCCCGAAGGCGAGCCGGUGACCUACGGCAUGACCUUUGAUAAGGGCUCCAAAGAUUAUUUCAGCGUCGAGCCCAAAUCAGGGAACGUGACUCUCAUCCAAACACUGGACAGAGAGGUUCAGGAUGAGAUCGUUGCAUUUGUGACCAUCACAGAUGGGAGAAAUAAGGUUGUAGAAAAUGUUCGAGUGUUCAUCACAGAUGCUAACGAUGAAAAGCCAGAGUUUCUGAAUCUGCCGCUCGUAGUGGACGUCCCAGAGGACACAGCUUCAGGCAGCAGCAUCUACAGAGUCCAGGCCGUCGACAGAGACCUCGGGUCCGGAGGAAGUGUGACCUACUACCUGCAGUCGACGCCCAGCACUAAGUUCACCAUCGACGGUCACAGUGGAGCUCUGCGCAUCAGAUCCGGAGAAUCGCUGGACUACGAGGUCUCCAGGACUCAUUUUGUCACUGUGGUUGCAAAGGAUGGCGGGGGUAAAUAUCAUGGAAAAUACCAGGUCAUGACCUCCACAGCCAUCAUAACCAUCAAUGUCCUCGAUACCCAGGAUUCUCCUCCAGUGUUUGUUGCUACUCCGUAUUUUGGAUUUGUGUAUGAAGUCUCUGUACCAGGCUCAGAGAUAUUCACUGUUUCUGCCAAAGACGGCGACCAGAACAACCCCAACACCAUGCAUUACUCCAUUCUGAGCGGCAGCGACGGCUUCUUCAGCAUCAACAGCACGAGCGGCUGUAUCAGCUUGACAUCUUUCCCUGUACAGUUGAGGAACGAGUUAUACGAGUUACAAGUCAAGGCUGCAGAGUUUGGAGCCGACAGGUUUUCUGAUUACAGCGUGACCACAGUCACUGUUCGUGUGGUGGACCUCAACAACCAUCCACCCGCUUUCUACGACGAGAACGGCCCGCAGAACCGCUUCGAGCUGAGCAUGUACGAGCAUCCGCCGGAAGGAGAGAUACUCCGCGGCCUGAAGAUCACGGUCAACGACUCGGACCAGGGAGCAAAUGCUAAGUUCAGGCUGCUGUUGGUGGGACCUUCUCGAGUUCUCCGUGUGGUUCCUCAGACGGUUCUCAAUGAAGCCCAGGUCACCAUCAUGGUGGAAAACUCGUCCGCCAUCGACUACGAAAAAUACCAGUUCUUAACAUUCAAGCUGUUAGCAGUGGAGAUCGACACUCUUGAGCUCUUCAGUGCCACUGCGGAUAUCGUCAUCAAUCUUUUGGAAAAACUACUGAACAAUAUUCUCACUGAUGGUGCGAUUGUGAAUAUUAUGAUCUUUCUGGUUUGUUUUCAGGCAGUGGAUGAGGACGCAGAGGAACCUAAUAACCUGAUUGAAUAUUCCAUCAUGAAAGCCGAUCCAGACAACAUCUUCGACAUUAACACGUCCACAGGAGAGAUUAAGCUCAAACCGUACAUCAAGUCUAUGGAGAUUGUGCAGAACAUCACCAAACAGAAAGACUGCAGGUGGUCUGUGGUGGUUCAAGCUCGUGAUCGAGGCUCUCCAUCCUUCAGCACAACAGCGGUCGUGAAGAUCGACAUCACGGAGGCGAAUGGGCUCAAAGGGCCCAUGGCUGCUUUUCUAAUGCAGAGCCGAGACAAUCCAAUGAAAGCUCUUGGCCUGGCCGUCAGCAUCAUUACUGUAAUUGUUUUGGUGACAGUUAUAAUCUCCACCAUCAUGUACUUUCGCAACACAAAGUCCAACAGGAUCACGCCAGCGCGCCGCAUCAUUCGCAGGAGGCCCAAAGAGCCACACCGCUGGACCUUCAGGCCGUGGUUUGGACGGAGCGACCUGAGCUUUGGAAAGUUCUUCACUGACGAUGAGACGAGGGACAACACAAACCACAGCAGCCCCAGAGCCAAGCCGCCGGCCCCCAGCGCUCCGGUGCUCCCUCCUCCGCCUCCGAGCGAGCGGCUGCGGUCAGUGCCCACGGUGUCCGGCUCCCUGGCCUCCAGAAACACCAGCCGCAGCUCCAGCUGGAGGACCAGCAAAAGCACAGACGGCGCCCAGAGAUCUGGCCAAAACAAAGACGGCAGUGGCAUCAGCUCCGCUCUAGUGUCUGAGCUUAAAAUGAGAAUAGAACAGAAAAUCAAUGAGGCAAAUCAAGGCUACUAUCACUGACACACUGACCGGUGUGAGUAAUGGAUACGAUGUGUGUUUGAUGGACCGCUGGACGCUUGAUGUUACGAACAGUUCACUGAGAAGAAUGUUUCUUUUUUUUGGUGAAAGUGUUUUUAAAGUGGCCGUCUGGUUCACCUAAAGUGUUUUUCUGUUUUUCAACAUGCUGUACAGUCAAAAAUACCUUAAAAAUGCUAAGUAACUUGCCAAUACUGGUCUAUGCACAUACAGUAUGUGUUUGUAAACAGAAGACAGCUAAUUGGAUGCUGUUUAUUUCAGUAAUGUACACCUCUUCAGUCUUGCUGUGCUUCUUAGACCAGUUUACGCAUCAGUUCUAGAUCUGCAAAAGUCAUGCAAACUCCACUGUAAUCUCAUAAUUAGCACCAUACUGCCAUCUUUAGGUUUCAUUCAAUUUAGUCUGAACAAUCUAAUCAUUAAUACGUGUCAAAAUUUAGAAGAACUUAAAACAACCCUUUCUGUUUUCAGUAGAUUAUUUAUGUGACUAUUGCAUGUACAUUAUGUCCUACUCUAUUUCUUUUUUAAACAGUUUUUGCCUUGAGGAUCUUUGGUAAAAAUCUACAGACUUUAUGGACAUCGGACUCUCAUUUGUAGUUAUUGCUGUCAAACCUUUUUUAUUAUUGUUUUGUAUUGUUUUGUAUUUAAUUUUCCUGUACCUUUUCUGAGAAGGAGAGCAGAUGAACAUCCAUGUGCUAUUUGCUGUAGGCAUAUCCAAAUGUCAAAUGUGUUUAUCAUGUCAUCAUAUCAAGUCUGUGCUAUAAAUGAAUUUAGAAAUACAACAAUUUUUAAAGUCUUAUCUAAAAAAAAUUAAAA